AUGAAUCACGACACCCCCCAGUCAGCGACGGCACUGUUCGCUCUGAUAGGAGCUCUCUCGCCCCAACCCAUGCACGCGUUUGCGGCCCGUAUGGGCUCAUCGGCUCUGCUCCCGACGCUCGUCAGGACGGCCCCUUCGUCUCUGACGAGGAAGCCAACGAGGAUGCCGUGCGCGGCUGGGAUAUCUGCGCUAGCCUCCUCGACCUCCUCCCUGACGAUGCGUCGAGCCGCCUUCUGGACCACCCCGCGCGCCGCCGCCGCGUCUAGAGGGCCCGCUAUGUCGACAUCUGCGGCCGCGAGACUGUCGCCGAAGACGCGCUGGGUUUCCGCUGGGGGAGGCCUUAGGAGCACAGGCGAGGCAGCGCUGCUUUGUACCACCGUGAUUUGGAGGGUUCGGGGGGGUGCGGCAGCGAGGGCCGCCGCUGGGACGGGUAUGGUGGUGGCUACUUCGUUGUCGGCGUCAACGGCUUCGAUGGCCGAAGCGCCCACGGCUCCUGCUCCCAAGUACCGCAAAGACUACAAGGCGCCCGGCCACUGGACGAGGCACGUUACCCUGGACAUCAACCUAGGGGACGGGGCGACGGUCGUGACGUCAGAGCUCGACAUGGAGCGCAACGCGGACUCCCCCGGGUCGGAUCUAUUCCUCGACGGCGAGGAGCUGAAGCUCUUCCGGGUUUACAUCCGCGACGACAACGGGGAGGUCACCCAGCUCCAGGAGGAAGACGACUACUCUCUCAACGAUGAUGGCAUGCUCAUCAAGAACUCUUCUCUCCCCUCCGGCAACAAGUACACCGUAGGGACGGUGGUUCAGAUCGCGCCGAAGGAAAACACGCGUCUGUCGGGUCUCUACACCUCGGGAGGCAACUUCUGCACGCAGUGCGAGGCGGAGGGGUUCCGCCGAAUCACCUUCGCCCAGGACCGCCCCGACGUGAUGUCGACCUUUUCGGUGCGGCUCAACGCCUGGCCGUCUGGUGAUUUCCCGGUGAUGCUCUCGAACGGCAACAACCCCGUGCCACCAACGUUGAUACCGAGCCCUCCCGGAGGAGAAAAAGUCGACAAGUCCUACGCGGUCUGGGAGGACCCCAUCCCGAAGCCAUCGUACCUCUUCGCGCUCGUGGCUGGAGACCUCGGCUCGAUCAAGUCGACCUUCGUCACCAAGUCUGGUCGCAAGGUGAAGCUGGAGAUCUUCUCCGAGAAGGAGAACGUCGACCAGCUCGACUGGGCGAUGGAGUCCCUCAAGGCGGCGAUGAAGUGGGACGAGGAAAAGUUCGGGCUGGAGUACGACCUGGACAUCUUCAACGUGGUGGCCGUGAACGACUUCAACAUGGGUGCGAUGGAAAACAAGGGGCUCAACGUCUUCAACACGGCCUACGUCCUCGCCAAGCCUGAGACGGCGACCGACCUGGACUACGAGCGCAUCGAGGGCGUGAUCGGACACGAGUACUUCCACAAUUGGACGGGCAACCGCGUCACGUGCCGGGACUGGUUCCAGUUGACUCUGAAGGAAGGCCUGACCGUGUUCCGAGACCAGCUUUUCUCAGGAGACAUGGGAUCGCACGCCGCCAAGCGUAUCGAGGACGUGCGGACGCUCAGAUCGCGGCAGUUCCCCGAGGACGCAGGUCCUCUGUCGCACCCAAUCCGGCCGGAGUCGUACAUCGCCAUGGACAACUUCUACACGGCCACCGUCUACGUCAAGGGCGCCGAGGUGAUCCGCAUGUACCGCACCCUCGUGGGCGAGGCCGGCUUCCGCAAGGGCAUGGACCUGUACUUCAAGAGGCACGACGGGCAGGCCGUGAGCUGCGACGACUUCCGCGCCGCUAUGGCCGACGCUAACGACGUCAACCUCGACCAGUUCGAGCGCUGGUACUUGCAGCCCGGUACGCCCGAGGUGUCCGCCGCCGGAGAGUACGACGCGGAGGCGAAGACGUACAAGCUGACCCUCAAGCAGUCCAGCAAGAAGGAGGACACUCUGCCUUUCCACAUCCCCGUCGUCACCGGCCUCCUUCUCAAGGAAGACGGCUCCGAGGGGUGUGUUGCGUCUAGGGGGCUGGAGCUGAAGGAGGAGGAGCAGACCUUCACCUUCGAGGACGUUGCCUCUGAGCCCAUCCCGUCGCUGCUCAGGGACCUGUCCGCGCCCGUGAAGCUGCGGUACAAGUACUCUGACGAAGACCUAGCGUUCCUCAUGAAGCACGACACGGACUCGUUCAACCGCUGGGAGGCCGGCCAGCAGCUGAGCACCCGCGUUAUCCUUGGCAUGGUUGAAGAGAUCAAGGCCGGUGGAGAGCCGGGCGCCCUGCCGGCGAGCUUGAUCGACUCUUUCCGGGCCACGCUUUUAGAGAAGGAUAUCCCGGACAAGUCCCUCCAGGCAUACGCCCUGCGGCUGCCUGACCCGGCCACGCUGGCCGAAGAGAUGGACGUCAUCGACCCGGACGCCCUGUACAAGGCUCUCAAGCACGUGCGAAGGUCAUUGGCAGAUGCCUUGGCGUCGGAGCUCCGGUCAGUGUACGACAGCGCGGCGCCGAGCGGGCCGUACAAGAAGAAUUCGGCGGAGGUCGGCCGUCGCCGCCUCCGCAACACCAUCCUGUCCUACCUGCACGAGCCCAGAGACGCCGCGGCCGCCAAGCUUUGCUUCGACCAGUUCGAGGCCGCCGACUGCAUGACCGACAAGCUGGCGGCGGUGGCGUGCCUGGCUAACUUCGACGAUGCAGGGGGAGCGUUCCCAGAGAGGGCGGAAGCGCUGUCGAAGUUCUACAAUGACGCGGACGGUGACGCCCUGGUGCUCAACAAGUGGUUCGGCAUUCAGGCCGCGGCGGAUCUCCCGGACCUCCUCUCCCGCGUGAAGGACCUGAUGCAGCACGAGGACUUCACACUCAAGAACCCUAACCGCCUCCGGUCGGUGGUAUCUUCCUUCGCGGGCAGCCAGCACAAGUUCCAUGCCAAGGACGGGUCCGGGUACGAGUUCUUGGGGGACAUGGUGCUUGAGGUGGACCAGCUCAACCCGCAGGUGGCCUCUCGUCUGGCGACGAUGUUCAGCUCCUACAGGCGCUUCGACGAGAAGCGACAGGGCUUGAUGCGGGAGCAGUUGGCCCGCAUCCGCGACUCGUCGCCGUCCAAGGACACGUACGAGGUGGCCACGCGGUGCCUCGGUUGAUUUUAUUUGGGCGAAGUGUGUGGCAUCAGCUGCUAGAUAUAGCUACUGCAUGCAUUUGGGGGGCGAUUGCUUUGGCGGCACCGCUGAGGGGUGUUGGAUGCAGGCACACGGGCUUUUGCUGUAGGCAGUUGCUGCGGAGAACCUCGGAUUUUUUGUGUGAUUCGAGUUGUUGUUGUAUGGGGCCGGCUUCUGCACAGGGGAGGGGAUUGCGAAAUGGCGCACGGACCUAGAUGUUGUAACAGCGUACGCCGUGGGUACCGUUGGGUGGGGGUGGGGGUAGGGUGCUGUCGCAUCGCUAGAAGCUCUUCGCUCGCGUACAGCCCUUUUCGGCGAAUAUGUGGUUUUGAGUUCAUUUUUGUGGGUGCCCCGCGUGGCUGUGCACUGAAAAUGUCCCUCAUUACGGAGU
Ectocarpus siliculosus is the source of this 3556-nucleotide messenger RNA. The record is from the annotation of a GenBank genome assembly. NCBI's taxonomy places the organism in Eukaryota, Phaeophyceae, Ectocarpales, Ectocarpaceae.